GCUGUUGCCCGCGCGCUGCGAGUUUGCACUACACACUAGCUACAAUUGUUACUUUGCGCGUCACUAAAACGAACAGAACACCUUUCGAGAGAUGACACGUGUGGACAUCGAUACAUUUUACAUCGAGAACAGUUAAAACAUUUGUAUUUUUCUGACAUUGUUGUUAACGUGUUGCCCGCGUGGGUCACUGCUCGUCUCCAGCUGUCUUUCUCAACGUCCAUUCGGUUUACUUCAAUUGAUUGAACAUAUUUCUCACAUCACAUACUGAAUCGGAUAAACGGAGGUCGGGUGUCAGCUGACGGCCGGGUCGUUGCCUUGCUGAGGUACGAACUGGAGGUCGACAUGAAGCCAUCGAAGCGGCUCCGCACCACAGAAGAUGAGGCAGGAGGGCGGGAGGAGGAGGAGGAGGAGGAGAGGGGAGCAGUGGAUGUGAGUAUUAUCGUGCCAAUGUACAACGCAUCCUGUUGGCUGGAUGAGUGUCUGCAGGCCAUAUUACACCAAGACUUCACUGGAACCACGGAGCUCUCCGUCUUCGACGACGCAAGCACUGAUGACUCCAGGAGAGUGGUGGAGGGUUGGAGGGAGAGGCUGGAGGCGAGGGGCAUCUCAGUUGUGAUCUCCGGCCACAACUCCGCCCAACCCAGAGGAGUGGGAUAUGCAAAGAAUAAGGCAAUAACUCAGAGCUGUGGACAAUACUUGUGCUUUCAGGAUGCGGAUGACGUCAUGUUGCCCCAAAGAGUUCGUCUGCAGUAUGAGGCGUCUUUCCUCCACCCAAACUCUCUGAUUGGCUGUAAAGUUCAGAGGGUUCCAGAGGGAUCGACUGAGCGUUACACUCGCUGGAUCAACGCUCUCACUCAGGGUCAGCUCGCCACACAGGUGUACACGUCCCAUGGGCCCACAGUCGUCAUGCCGACAUGGUUCGGCUCGAGGAGCUGGUACCUGAAGGUCGGACCGUUCGACGAGGGAGGCAAGGGAGUCCCAGAGGACUUGCUCUUCUUCUACCAGAGUCUUCGUCAUGGAGGGGGCGUGGCCAGGGUGGAUCAGUGCCUGCUGGUGUACCGCUACCAUGAGAAGGCCACCACGCACUCUGUGACAGAGGAAACCAUUUGGAAGCUGCGGGUGGACUUCCUGCAGGAGCGAGUUCUCAGCCAAUGGGAGAGCUUCACCAUAUGGAACGCCGGGAAACAGGGCCGGAAGCUGUAUCGAAGCCUGAGCCCGACCAAUCGGGAGAAGGUGAAAGCGUUCUGUGACGUCGAUGAGAACAAGAUCCAGAAAGGCUUUUACACAUACGAGGAAUCCAAGCAAAGACCGAAGCCAAAAAUCCCAGUUCUGCACUACAGAGACGCCUCCUCUCCCUUCAUCAUCUGUGUUAAACUGGACAUGACAGCAGGCGUUCUGGAGGAAAACCUCAACUCUUUGCUGCUAAAGGAAGGAACAGAUUUCUACCACUUCAACUGACUGCUCAGAGUGACGGAGGCAACAAGAGGAGCUCUCCGGCUUUAACAGGCUCAGAGGAAUGCACAGGAACUGAGGGAGAGGCAGGUGAUAAUAAAGACUGGGACAGGGUCAAUGGCAUUACCAAGACCAGGGAAAGAGAAAGUUAUAAUGUAUUUUAAGUGUCAAAAGAUGCGUUUUGUAUGGGAAACAGUGUGAAAAUUGAAAGUUCUCAAAGUUGACAGAUCUGCUGAUGAGGCACAACUGUACAUCCCCCGCUCUGUCUCCUCUGCCUCACUUCUGAACCACAACACUGGGAUAGUUAUUAGUUGUUAGUGAUGCGCGGAUCGCAGUUAUAUCCAUGGGCACCCUUGGUAAUCUGUGGAUUGGGCGGGUCAGGUCAUAAACAUUAACAUUAUUAUUAAUGGGGGAUGUGAAAUAAUACAUCAUUAAUGAGGAAAAUAUACAAGUAUAUAUAAGUAUGAGGAACAGCAUUGAUUAUUUCAGAAGCUGAAUGUUUGGCUUCUAUGUUCCUGUGUUUCAUGAUAUUAUUACAUGCAUGCAAGCGUUUACAAUUACUGAGAGCAGCCUCUCUAAUCUUAUCAGUAAAUCGUUAAAGUAAACAAUCGUCAAUCAAAUGAAAUGAAAUGUCCAUGUGUGUGCCGGUCUCUAAAUCUGAGAAAAUAAUUCAUUGGGAUGGCGGGCGGAUAAUUAAUGCUUACACGGUGAUUCGUGAUUCAGAUGACGCCUGGGCCAAUCCACACAUCUCUGUUAGUUAUUGUUGUGAGAUGAGACUAGAAACAGAGAUGCUGGCUCCGUCCAAAGGUAACAAAACCGGCCAACCUUUACCUCUAAAACUCACAAAAAAAAUAAAUUAUUAAAACGUCAAUAUUUGGGUUAUAUUCCAACGUAUUUCUUACUCCAGGUCUUUUUGUUCAUUUUUACAAUCUGAUUUUUGUAUGAAUCAAACAAACUAGAUAUCAAAUGUUAAUUAAUGAGCUUUACAGGUUGUUAGAGGCUGGUCGUGUCCAGUCUUUGUACUAAUAUAAGCUGAACAUCUCCGGCCGUAGCUCUUGAUCUUCUCCUCUAAUUAGAGGCUGGAAAGAGAAUAUCCGUAUCUCCCAGAAUAUCAAACUAUUCCUGAGAAAAGUUUGAACCUGACCUGGAGUUGAAAGAAAGAAGAAGUUUAAGGAUGAUUUUGUAAUUGAAUUACAAAGAACAGAUAUUACAGAUAUUUACAUGACGAUUGCCAUUGUUGACCAUUGGAGGAAUAACAUAUAAUUGUGUUUUCUAAUCCUGUGUGGACUCAGAUUGGUAACCUGUACACCGCAACUUGUGUUGAAAUAAAUGGAAGUUGUGUGAGCCGGCGCGUCAUCACAGAAGGUUCAACUUAUAAAAGGGUGGGAUGCUUUAUGACCAGAAUCACACCGGUUUCUCAGCAGCCUUCUCUGAUGCAACCAUGGAAAAUCAGAUACACGCACACAGCUGCUACAAAUGUGCAAACAUGGGUACGGCACGUAUUUGUUUGUGUUUCCCUGGGUCUCUUAUGAAAUUUAAAGAACAAUAACCUCUUUAAGAGAGCACAGUUCUGAUAUAUAAACACGCACUAAAAGUUUAUUUUACCUCACAGAGUGUAGAGUUUCUUCUGCCCAAAAAUAAACAGACCUUUCCCCACAAAACCUCCCGACGUGGUCGGCCUUACUGUAAAUCCGUCUGCAGCAGUGUCAGUGAAAACAACUGGAGGGGGUCUUCAACUCUGCCAAAGUUUUGUUUUCACUACCUUUGUUUGUUAUCAUGAACUGAACAUACAGUUGCACGAUGGUGUGAAUGCAUAGAAUCACUGUGCCAUGUAGUCGGGCUUGAAUUCAUUGAGUUUGAUAAAUUGCAGGACUGUUUGGGUCUGAUUCAGCCGGGGGGGGGGGGGGGGGGUUGAGGUGGAAAUCCCCCGGCCUCUGCCACCCACAGCACAGUGCUGUGUAGGGCCUGAGAAAAAUAUCACAUCCACUUAGCACUCAGUCUCCACCCAGACCCCUCUUCCCUCUCUGUGUUUCAAACACUUAAACAAGAAGGGAGAUUCUUUAGAGCAGGGCUGCAACCGACUAUAUUUGAUUAUUCUUAUGAUUCGUUUCUUGAUUGGUUUGUCGAUUAUAAAAACAGGCAAAAGUACAAAAUGUUUGUUACAUUUACCUUAAACCCAAAGUGACACAUUCUAAAAACGCUUGUUUUGUCUCACCAACAGUCUAAAACCCAAAGAUAUUUAGUUUACGGUCUCAGGACAAAGGACAUCUUUAGCUUGAAACGAGGGAAUAAUCUGUAAAUCUUGAAAAUUACAUAAACGAUAAAAAUCACGUUCUACUUUUUCGUUUAUAACCCCAAUACCUGCUAAACGACUGGCAUUCCCAAGAGCCUCGCCUCUAUAUGUGCUUAGUGCUAUUUAACAAAUGUUAGCAUGCUACACACUAAAACAAGAUGGUGAACAUGAGAAGCAUACCUCCCAAACAUAUACGUGUUAACGCAUUGUGAGCGCGUUAGCAUGCUGAUGUUAGCAUGCUGAUGUCAGCAUUUAGCUCAAAGCACUGCUUUCUUUGAACACACUUAACGCAUUUAUAAGCUCUGCUCAGCAUGCUGGUUACUAAAUAUUUGAGUGAAACGGUUCUCCGUUGCCAUUUACAUUGAAAGUACACACAGUUAUGGAGCUAUAAGGUGCUUUUGGAGAAAUGAGCCACUAAAUGGACGCCAUAUAUUUUAUAUUGUAACAAACCGAGGUGAUUUGUUUAAGUGAGGCCGCGCUCUGUCUAAAUACAUCCUGUAUUUAGCACUUGGUAGAUGACCAGAGCGAGCUCUAAUGGAGAAUCUAUGAGAGAGAUUCUGAAAGAGAGUAAACAGAGCUUUACUCCGUGUUUACUCUCCGUCUCUCUGCAGACAUCAGACCUGAUAACACAGACACAAUGACUGACCCUGACCCUGGAGCCUGCUUGCCCUCACUGGUCAAAUAAACCUGCAUGUGUGUAGACAGAAAUACACACACACACACACACGUGCAGCUGAUAAGAGAAAGAGAUAAGAGUCGGGUGUGUUUGGGGGAAGAGAGCUGACAGAGGUCAGACACUGAAGGCUUUUUAUUCACCUGGAACUUUACCACAUUCCUCUGUUUCAACAUCUCUCUCUUUAUAGAAGUACUGUGUGUGUGUGUGUGUGUGUGUGUGUGUGUGUGUGUGUGUGUGUGUGAGGAAAAAAAAAGCUGAUUUGGGUUGAUACGGUUGUGGUCGUAGUUAGGGUAGCGUAAGUUUCCAGGAAAUGAAUGUAAGUCAAUGUGAUGUCACCAAAAGUGACCUAAGUACAUAUGUUUGUGUGUGUUCAUGGCUUCCUCAGCUCAGAGAGAGAAAAUAAAUGUCCCAACAAAGCCAGCAGGUCCAAUUCAAUAACUGAUGACUCAUGUGCCCAGAUUUUUAAAUGAAACUCAAUUCAACAUCCUGUUUUUGUCACAGAGGCAUUUAAAGCUGUCAACAUGACAGCUGCUGUCUGAUGGAUCUUUGAGACUUUGAGAGCUUGAUGGGUGGAAAGCUGAACGCAGAGGCGGAUGUGUGAAUGACCUUAGAGGGGUGUGUGCACACCUCUCCCUCUGCCUGCUGUCAGCAGUUGUGUGUGCGCGAUGCUUUCCCUCUUUACUCAGGAAGAGCAAGAAUGGAUGGAAUGUUCCCUCCCACACACACACACACACACACACCUCCAUCUGCAGAGACAAACCAUGUGUGCUGUUCUAAACAGGAACAACAACCGUUUAUACCUGACAAGAAUCAUCUUCAGCAUGCAGAUGUUACUUAAGCACAGGGGUUAAAG
This is a messenger RNA of Anarrhichthys ocellatus (wolf-eel), 5274 nucleotides long. RefSeq names its product queuosine-tRNA galactosyltransferase (gene qtgal). NCBI's taxonomy places the organism in Eukaryota, Metazoa, Chordata, Actinopteri, Perciformes, Anarhichadidae. The record is from RefSeq and is a predicted model, not a curated record. The coding region runs from base 343 to 1458 and encodes 371 amino acids. The transcript has 13 exons.